Drosophila nasuta is the source of this 15702-nucleotide messenger RNA. RefSeq names its product teneurin transmembrane protein Ten-m (gene Ten-m). The coding region runs from base 955 to 11034 and encodes 3359 amino acids. The record is from RefSeq and is a predicted model, not a curated record. The transcript is spliced from 10 exons. Lineage: Eukaryota; Metazoa; Arthropoda; Insecta; Diptera; Drosophilidae. Gene Ontology annotation, biological process: motor neuron axon guidance.
UCGCUCGCUGAAUUCACUUCGCAUUUGAGCCGACCCGCACGUCACGCGGCCGUCGCGCAAACAAACAACAAACGACCGUCGAAGUCGAACUCGAAGUCGACGUUCAGUUCAAGUUGAAGUUGAAGCAAAUUACACAAAAAUUUACCGCUUGUCUCGCACCUGUAUGUGUGAGUGUACGUGUUUUAGUCGCUGUCUCUUGUCCUGACUUCUUGUCCGUGCUCAUACAUCGUCUUCAUACUUCAAUCGCCGUUUUUGCGUGUCCUCGCUUCGCAUUUUGAUUCGCGUGUGUUUUUGUUUCAAUUCAAUUAAAUUUGUGUGUGUUUCGUGCAACAAGAAAUUGGCCACACAAAAAUUUGCAAAACCAAAAUCAAUUUUACAAAUAUUGUGAAAUCGUUGUCCCUGAUCCCCCUCGCAUCAUACUUCAUGUAUUUUAUUGGCCGCAUAAAAUAAGAAGGAAGCAGGCAACCAAAAAGAAAAAUAAUAAAAGAAAAGUGCCCAAAGUGAAAAAGACAAAAUCAGAAAAAAAGGAGAAGAUGUGCACAAAAUACAAAUAAAAAUCGCAAUCACAGUCGCAAUUGAAUGUGAAAUAUAAUGUUGUAAAUCAAGAAUAAAAAUAAAAGUGAAGUGCUGAACAACAACAACAAUCGAAAGAGCAACAACAAGAGCUCCUUGGAGGAGUGAGUUGAGUGGAUUUCUUCUCGCUAACACGAAAAAAAAAAGAAAACAAACUUCUCUUCUCUUCGCUUCCCAUCUACCAUCUAUCCUUCUAUCUAUCUAUCUAUCUCUCUCUCUCUCUGUCCGUGUGGAGUGUCGGCUUUCUGGGCCCCACAACAAAAAGCCGCCAAAAUUAAGUUCUCAAAGCAGAAUCAACAUCACGCAUACCGUCACACGGACAAUCUCUACGACGGUGGCACCGACACCGACGACGACGAAUGUCCAUUGGAGUCGACCACAAUGAAUCCCUAUGAGUAUGAGUCGACGCUCGAUUGCCGCGACACUGGCGGCGGCCCCCUCCCGCACUCUCCCUGCCCCGGCACACUGCCCAUGACAGGACGCCACCUGGCGACAGGCGGCAACGGUGGAGGAGGAUCACACAGCCAAACGCUGCAGCAUCAAAACCAACAGAAUUUGCAAGUCGCCGCUGCAGCUGCAGCCGCUGCUGCGGCUGCUCAACAGUCGUCGUCACACUACGAUUACGAGUAUCAGCAUUUGCCGCAUCGUCCACCGGAUAACACAGCAGCCAACUUGACGGCGCAACGCACACACGGCAGACAAGGCUUUCUCCUGGAGGGAGUCACGCCAACGGCACCACCGGAUGUUCCGCCACGUAAUCCGACAAUGAGUCGCAUGAAUAAUGCCCGUUUAAUUGCCGGCGCUGUUGCUAACAAUCCCAAUGAUCUGGGCGUUGACUUUGAGCCAUCGUGUUUGGUGCGGACGCCAUCGGGCAACGUUUACAUUCCUAGUGGAAAUAUAAAUAUCAACAAGGGCUCACCCAUUGACUAUAAGAGCGGAUCGGCCUGUUCCACACCCACAAAAGACACACUCAAAGGGGGCUACGAGCGCAGCACGCAAGGCUGCCCGGUGCUGCCGCCCAGGAGCAUGAACGGAAUGCCCACACAUCAUUACUCGGCGCCGAUGAACUUUCGCAAGGAUCUGCCCGCCUGGUGCUCAGCCAACUGGCUGAGCAUUGUCGCCUUCUCAGCCGUUGCACUGUUCUGCAUUGUUCUUAUUCUGUUGACCAGCACCGGCAAACUGUCAUGGUCACCCACGGCUCCCUGCACCGUGCUCGUCGGCAACGAGGCGGCCGAGGUUACGGCCGCGAAGAGCACAAACACUGAUCUAUCCAAGCUGCAUAAUGCAUCGGUUCGCGCGAAAAAUGGUCAAGGAAUUGGAAUUAUACAAGGCCAGGGUGGUGGAUCUGGCGGCGGCGGAGGGACAUCGACGGCAACCGUGACGACGGCCACAUCGAACAGUGGGACAGCGCAGGGAUUACAGUCGACAUCCGCUUCGGCUGAGGCAACCUCAUCUGCAGCGGCUGCCACUGCAACAUCCUCGUCGCAGUCGUCGCUGGCGCCAUCGACUUCAUUGUCCUCAUCCUUGGCGAAUGCCAAUAAUGGAGCAAGCCGGCAAGCAAUGUCAACGCUGCUGGCUGUCAACAAGAAGGUUGCUGUUGCGAAGAAGAAGCAGCGUCGCCAACGUCGCGAUGCCGCAACUUUAAUGCACUGGCAUGGCAAUGAAGACGAGGAUGAAGAUGAGGAUGAAGCUGAGGAUGAACACAAAGAUGAAGCCGCUGAAAGUUUCAGCGACUUAAUUACAAGCCCAAGUGGAGUUCAUAUACAAAAGUAUUUGGCUUCCACGGCUCCAAGAAUGGAAAGUAUUGAGAAAUUUACUGAGCAGCAACAACAUCACAAGCACAUUGAGUCAACUGUCAGCACAGCGGGUGCCAAGGAAAGCAAUUACGCUGAAGCUGCGCGCAAAAUCGAUGGAAUAUUGAAUACAAGGCAUGAUGAUACCUUUGUGGACGACAUCAGUGACUAUGACUAUGGAGAUGAUGACGAUGUCGUGGUGCUGAAGGCAGCGACGACAGUGCGGCCAGCGCCUAAAACUAGGCAACAAUUUGGCAAAUCAUUAAACGGCAAUUUAGCCAAAGCAGGUAAAAUGCUUGCUAAGCCCAAACGGAAGCUGGAGCAAGAGCUGAUGGAGCUGGAGUUUGAACUGAAAGCAGAGACCAACAGCGGCGAUAACAUUCAAGUUGAAUCAGAUACUGAGGCAAGCAGCAUUACUCCUGUUAUUGAUGAGUAUAAUCAAAGUGACAGUGGCAGCGCAAGCAAGAGCACAAGCGGCAGGGUGGCUGAGGCUGAGGCUGAGGAUGAAGAUGAAGAUGAGAAUGAGGAGGGUUCAGCACUGACAACGACAAUGUCGCUGGGAAGUGACAACGAUGACAUUGUUGAAAUCAACACCAGCAGCAGCAGCGUGAAGGAGAUUGAGGCGACAUCUACAACCAUCUAUGUUAUUGAAAAUGAUUUUCAAAUCAAACAGAAGCUGGAGUCGGAGUCGGAGUUUGAGUUGGAGAACAAACCUGUCGCUGAUGAUAACAAUAAUGAGCGUGAUUUGGCCGACAACUAUGAGCAGCACAAAGGAAAGGAGCUGGGGCAGCAGAGCAUAAAUCACACUAUGUCCGAUUUGAUGUUGAGCGAUGCGGCUCAUUUCGAUAAUGAGGACAUCGAUAUAGUCAAAUUGGACGAGGCUCCCCACUCCAAUGAAGUGGACGUCUAUAAGAUGGCAGUGGAACAGCCCGCGAAGGCGAAGCCAUUGCAAGCACCUGCACCACCGCCACCACCGCCUACCAGCGAAAAUGAGGUGCUUAAAGAACAAGAACAGGAUGUGGUCCAGGCAGCUCAUUUGACGCCAUUGAAACCAUAUGUCAGCGAACGCAUUGAUCAGCCUGGCAAGCGAAUACUGGUCAACUUGACAAUUGCCACCGAUGAUGGCAGCGAUUCCAUCUACACACUUCACGUUGCCGUGCCCACAGGCGGUGGCUCCCACAAUGUGGAGCAGCUGCUGACACAUGAACAUAGACAGCUCGAAGAGCAACCCAGCAACAACAUUGAUAACGUCGGCAGCUGCUUAUCGGAGCCACCUCCCCGCAUGCCCGAUUGUCCCUGCAGUUGCCUGCCUCCGUUGCCUGUCGAGAGCGAAGACAACGAACUAGACAUAGACUCGAUGCGCGUAGAAAAUGCUAACGAUAAUGUUGAGGAAGAUCAUGUGAAUGACAUUGAGAUGGGUCCACUUGCAUCCACCACUGCUGCACCACCUGCCACAACUACUAACUCCUUCAACGAGACUGCUACUGACAAUGCUACUGACGUUGUUACUGAUCGCACUGCUGAACAGUUUGCAUGCCCCGAUGUAAUGCCUAUACUCAUACUGGAAGGUGCUCGCACAUUCCCAGCGCGUAGUUUUCCACCAGAUGGCACCACUUUCGGCCAGAUAACAUUGGGCCAGAAGUUGACAAAGGAGAUACAACCGUACAGUUAUUGGAACAUGCAAUUCUAUCAAUCGGAACCGGCGUAUGUCAAGUUCGACUAUACCAUACCGCGAGGUGCAUCCAUUGGUGUCUAUGGGCGUCGCAAUGCUUUACCCACACACACUCAAUAUCACUUCAAGGAGGUGCUGAGUGGCUUCAGUGUGAGCACACGCACCGCACGAGCGGCACACCUUUCGAUAACUCGCGAAGUCACACGCUACAUGGAACCAGGUCAUUGGUUCGUUUCGCUCUACAACGAUGAUGGGGAUGUGCAGGAAUUGACCUUCUAUGCAGCCAUUGCCGAGGACAUGACACAAAACUGUCCCAAUGGUUGCUCCGGCAAUGGACAGUGUCUGCUGGGGCAUUGUCAGUGUAAUCCCGGUUUUGGUGGCGACGAUUGCAGUGAAAGUGUUUGUCCAGUGUUGUGCUCGCAGCAUGGCGACUACACCAAUGGCGAAUGCAUUUGCAAUCCCGGCUGGAAGGGCAAGGAAUGCUCCCUGCGCCACGAUGAAUGCGAAGUUGCUGAUUGCAAUGGUCAUGGUCACUGCGUUAGCGGCAAGUGCCAAUGCAUGCGCGGCUACAAGGGCAAAUUCUGCGAAGAAGUGGACUGCCCACAUCCGAAUUGCUCUGGACACGGUUUCUGCGCUGACGGCACUUGCAUCUGCAAGAAGGGCUGGAAGGGCGUGGACUGUGCCACCAUGGAUCAGGAUGCUUUGCAAUGCUUACCCGACUGCUCGGGCCAUGGCACUUUCGAUCUUGACACACAGACCUGUACCUGCGAGAGCAAGUGGAGUGGCGACGAUUGCUCCAAGGAGCUGUGCGAUCUCGACUGCGGUCAGCAUGGACGUUGCGAGGGCGAUGCUUGCGCCUGUGAUCCCGAAUGGGGCGGAGAUUAUUGCAAUACACGACUCUGCGACAGUCGCUGCAAUGAGCAUGGUCAGUGCAAGAAUGGAACGUGUCUUUGUGUCACCGGCUGGAAUGGUAAGCAUUGCACCAUCGAGGGUUGUCCCAACAGUUGUGCGGCACAUGGCCAAUGUCGAGUCAGUGGGGAAGGACAAUGGGAAUGCCGUUGCUACGAGGGCUGGGAUGGACCCGAUUGUGGCAUCGCUCUGGAGUUGAACUGCGGCGACAGCAAGGACAAUGAUAAAGAUGGCCUAGUUGACUGUGAAGAUCCCGAGUGCUGUGCCAGCCACGUCUGUAAGAACUCCCAGCUGUGUGUUUCCGCACCCAAGCCCAUUGAUGUGCUCUUGAGAAAGCAGCCACCAGCAAUUACCGCCUCGUUCUUUGAGCGCAUGAAGUUCCUGAUCGACGAGAGCAGUCUGCAAAACUACGCCAAACUGGAAGCUUUUAACGAGAGCAUUUUUUGGAAUUAUUUCAAUGCAAGCCGAUCAGCAGUUAUUCGCGGACGCGUUGUCACCUCCCUGGGCAUGGGACUGGUUGGCGUGCGUGUCUCCACCACAACUGUACUGGAAGGAUUCACCCUCACCCGCGACGAUGGCUGGUUCGAUCUGAUGGUGAACGGUGGCGGUGCUGUGACGCUGCAGUUUGGACGUGCCCCGUUCCGGCCCCAGUCACGCAUUGUCCAGGUGCCAUGGAACGAGGUUGUCAUCAUCGAUGUGAUGGUCAUGAGCAUGUCCGAUGAAAAGGCUUUGGCCACCACAACCACACACACUUGCUUCUCCCACGACUACGAUCAAAUGAAGCCGGUGGUGUUGGCCUCCUGGAAACAUGGCUUCCAAGGCGCCUGCCCCGAUCGCAGUGCCAUUCUCGCCGAGUCGCAGGUCAUUCAGGAAUCCCUGCAAAUUCCCGGCACCGGCUUGAAUCUCGUCUAUCACUCGUCACGCGCUGCUGGCUAUUUGUCAACGAUCAAACUGCAAUUGACACCGGACACCAUUCCUGCUACACUGCAUCUGAUCCAUCUGCGCAUCACCAUCGAGGGCAUAUUGUUUGAGCGUGUGUUUGAGGCAGACCCAGGCAUCAAGUUCACCUACGCCUGGAAUCGCUUGAAUAUCUACAGACAGCGUGUCUAUGGCGUCACCACUGCGGUCGUUAAGGUCGGUUAUCAGUACACGGACUGCAAGGACAUUGUCUGGGAUAUACAGACCACCAAAUUGAGCGGCCACGACAUGUCAAUCUCUGAGGUGGGUGGCUGGAACUUGGACAUCCAUCAUCGUUACAAUUUCCACGAGGGCAUUCUGCAAAAGGGCGACGGAUCGAACAUUUAUCUGCGAAACAAACCCCGCAUCAUCCUCACCACCAUGGGUGAUGGUCAUCAGCGUCCGCUGGAGUGCCAGGACUGCGAUGGUUAUGCUCUGAAGCAGCGUCUGCUUGCGCCCGUUGCUCUGGCCGCCGCUCCUGAUGGUAGUCUGUUUGUGGGCGACUUUAAUUACAUUCGCCGCAUCAUGACCGACGGCACCAUUCGCACUGUAGUCAAACUGAACGCUACCCGAGUGUCGUAUCGUUAUCACAUGGCUCUGAGUCCUUUGGAUGGCACACUGUACAUCUCUGACCCCGAAUCUCAUCAGAUUAUCCGCGUGCGCAACAUGAGCGAUUAUGACCGUCCGGAACAGAACUGGGAACCCGUUGUGGGCUCCGGUGAGCGUUGUCUGCCCGGAGAUGAGGCUCAUUGCGGCGAUGGCGCCUUGGCCAAGGAUGCCAAGCUCGCCUAUCCUAAAGGCAUUGCCAUCUCCAGCGAUAAUAUCUUGUACUUCGCUGAUGGCACCAACAUUCGCAUGGUCGAUCGCGAUGGCAUCGUGAGCACUUUGAUUGGCAAUCACAUGCACAAAUCCCACUGGAAACCCAUUCCCUGCGAGGGCACACUCAAGCUGGAGGAGAUGCACUUGCGUUGGCCCACCGAACUGGCUGUUUCACCUAUGGAUAACACUCUGCACAUUAUUGACGAUCACAUGAUCCUACGCAUGACCCCUGAUGGACGAGUUCGCGUGAUUUCCGGACGUGUGCAACAUUGCGCCACAGCUUCCACUGUCUACGAUGCAGAGUUGGCCACACACGCUACCCUCGUGAUGCCUCAGUCUAUUGCCUUUGGCCCUCUGGGUGAACUGUUUGUUGCCGAAAGCGAUUCACAGCGCAUUAAUCGCGUGCGCGUUAUUGGCACCGAUGGACGCAUUGCUUCAUUUGCGGGCGCUGAGUCCAAGUGCAAUUGCCUGGAGCGUGGCUGCGAUUGCUUCGAAGCUGAUCACUAUUUGGCCACGAGUGCCAAGUUCAACACGAUUGCCGCUUUGGCUGUAACACCCGACGGUCAUGUGCACAUUGCUGAUCAGGCCAAUUAUCGCAUUCGCUCGGUCAUGUCCAGCAUUCCGGAGGCGAGUCCGUCGCGUGAAUACGAGAUCUACGCACCCGACAUGCAGGAGAUUUACAUCUUCAAUCGCUUCGGCCAACACGUAUCCACCAGGAACAUACUUACGGGCGAGACAACCUAUGUGUUCACCUACAACGUCAACACAUCAAAUGGCAAACUGAGCACGGUGACGGAUGCGGCGGGCAACAAGGUGUUCCUGCUGCGCGAUUACACCUCGCAGGUGAACUCGAUUGAGAAUACCAAGGGUCAGAAGUGCCGACUGCGAAUGACGCGCAUGAAGAUGCUGCACGAGUUGAGUACUCCUGAUAACUACAAUGUCACCUACGAGUAUCAUGGACCCACCGGACUGCUAAAGACUAAACUGGACUCCACAGGACGUUCUUAUGUCUACAACUACGAUGAGUUUGGUCGCUUGACCUCGGCUGUAACUCCCACCGGACGUGUCAUUGAGCUCACCUUCGAUCUGAGUGUGAAAGGUGCCCAGGUUAAGGUCUCAGAGAAUGCACAGAAGGAGAUCUCUAUGCUCAUUCAAGGUUCCACAGUUGUGGUGAAGAAUGGCGCCGCCGAGUCGCGUACUACGGUGGGCAUGGAUGGCUCCACCACCAGCAUUACACCAUGGGGACACAAUCUGCAAAUGGAAGUCAUGCCGUACACCAUCCUGGCCGAACAGAGCCCUCUGCUAGGCGAAAGUUAUCCAGUGCCCGCCAAGCAGCGCACCGAGAUUGCCGGCGAUCUGGCUAAUCGUUUCGAGUGGCGUUACUUUGUGCGUCGCCAGCAGCCGCUGCAGCCAGGCAAACAGAACAAGGGAGCUCCGCGCCCCGUCACCGAGGUGGGACGCAAAUUGCGCGUCAAUGGCGACAAUGUGCUGACCCUGGAGUACGAUCGUGAGACGCAAUCAGUUGUGGUGAUGGUCGACGACAAGCAGGAACUUCUCAAUGUUACCUAUGAUCGCACCUCACGUCCUGUCAGUUUCCGUCCGCAGUCGGGCGAUUAUGCCGACGUGGAUCUCGAGUACGACCGCUUUGGCCGCUUGGUCAGCUGGAAGUGGGGUGUGCUGCAGGAGGCCUACACCUUUGAUCGCAACGGACGCCUCAAUGAGAUCAAGUAUGGCGAUGGUUCGUCGAUGGUCUACACCUUUAAGGACAUGUUUGGUUCGCUGCCGCUUAAGGUCACCACGCCACGCAGAUCAGACUAUUUGCUGCAAUACGACGAUGCGGGUGCAUUGCAGAGUUUGACAACGCCACGCGGACACAUUCAUUCGUUCUCGCUGCAAACAUCGCUUGGCUUCUUCAAGUAUCAAUACUACUCGCCCAUCAAUCGCCACCCAUUCGAGAUACUGUACAACGAUGAGGGACAAAUACUCGCUAAGAUCCAUCCACAUCAAUCGGGCAAGGUUGCCUUUGUGCAUGAUGCUGCCGGACGUCUUGAGACCAUUCUUGCUGGACUCUUCAGCACACACUACACGUAUCAGGAGAGCACCAGUCUGGUGAAGUCCGUAGAGGUGCAGGAGCCAGGCUUUGAACUGCGUCGCGAGUUCAAGUAUCACGCUGGCAUACUCAAGGAUGAGAAGUUACGCUUUGGCUCCAAGAAUUCAUUGUCUUCUGCUCACUACAAAUAUGCCUACGAUGGCAAUGCACGCUUGAGCGGCAUUGAGAUGGCCAUCGAUGAUAAGGAGCUGCCCACCACCCGCUACAAGUACAGCCAGAAUCUGGGACAACUCGAGGUGGUGCAGGAUUUGAAGAUCACACGCAAUGCCUUCAAUCGCACCGUCAUCCAAGACUCAGCCAAACAAUUCUUUACCAUUGUGGAUUACGAUCAACAUGGUCGUGUGAAGAGCGUGCUGAUGAACAUCAAGAGCUUCGAUGUGUUCCGCCUGGAACUCGACUACGAUCUGCGCAAUCGCAUCAAGUCACAGAAGACAACUUUCGGAAGAUCGACAGCCUUCGAUAAGAUCAACUACAAUGCCGAUGGUCAUGUGAUUGAGGUGUUGGGCACCAACAACUGGAAAUAUUUGUAUGAUGAGAAUGGCAACACUGUGGGCAUUGUUGAUCAGGGCGAGAAGAUCAACCUGGGCUAUGAUAUUGGCGAUCGUGUCAUCAAAGUAGGCGACAUUGAGUUCAACAACUACGAUGCUCGUGGUUUUGUGGUGCGUCGUGGCGAACAGAAGUAUCGCUACAACAAUCGUGGCCAAUUGAUUCAUGCUUUUGAACGCGAUCGUUUCCAGAGCUGGUACUACUACGAUGAUCGUAGCCGCCUGGUCGCUUGGCACGAUAGCAAGGGCAACGUUACCCAGUACUUCUAUGCCAACCCCAAGACACCCAAUCUGGUCAGUCACGUGCACUUCCCCGAGCAGGGCAAGACCAUGAAGUUCUACUAUGAUGAUCGUGAUAUGUUGAUUGCCUUGGAGCAUGCUGAGCAGCGUUACUAUGUGGCCACCGAUCAGAAUGGUUCGCCUCUCGCUUUCUUUGAUAUGAAUGGCGGCAUUGUCAAGGAGGUUAAGCGCACGCCUUUCGGUCGCACCAUUAAGGACACCAAGCCCGACUUCUUUGUGCCCAUCGAUUUCCAUGGCGGUCUCAUUGAUCCGCACACCAAACUGAUCUACACAGAGCGACGACAAUACGAUCCCACGGUUGGUCAAUGGAUGACACCGCUCUGGGAGACCCUGGCCACCGAAAUGUCCAAUCCCACCGAUGUGUUUAUUUACCGCUAUCACAACAACGAUCCCAUCAAUCGCAACAAACCACAGGAUUACAUGAUCGAUCUGGAUGCCUGGCUGCGACUCUUUGGCUACGAACUGAACAACAUGCAGAGCAAUCGCUACACCAAGCUGUCACAGUAUACACCACAGGCCAGCAUCAAGUCCAAUACACUGGCGCCCGACUUCGGUGUGAUCUCCGGCCUCGAGUGCAUUGUGGAGAAGACCAACGAGAAGUUCAGUGACUUCGAUUUCGCGCCCAAGCCGCUGCUGAAAAUGGAGCCUAAGAUGCGCAAUCUGUUGCCACGUGUCAGCUAUCGUCGUGCUGUGUUCGGUGAAGGUGUGUUGCUCUCCAGGAUCGGCGGACGUGCGUUGGUCAGCGUUGUGGAUGGCUCGAAUAGCGUGGUGCAAGAUGUGGUUAGCUCGGUGUUUAACAACUCCUACUUCUUGGAUCUACACUUUAGCAUACACGAUCAGGAUGUCUUCUACUUUGUCAAGGACAAUGUGCUGAAGCUGCGCGACGAUAACGAAGAACUGCGUCGCCUGGGUGGCAUGUUUAACAUAUCAACACACGAGAUUAGCGAUCAUGGUGGCAGUGCUGCUAAGGAACUGCGUCUCCAUGGCCCCGAGGCUGUGGUCAUCAUCAAGUAUGGCGUGGACCCCGAGCAGGAGCGUCAUCGCAUCCUGAAGCAUGCGCAUAAGCGUGCUGUAGAGCGUGCCUGGGAGCUGGAGAAACAGCUGGUGGCAGCUGGUUUCCAGGGUCGUGGCGAUUGGACCGAGGAGGAGAAGGAAGAGCUGAUACAGCAUGGAGAUGUGGAUGGCUGGAUUGGCAUCGAUAUACACAGCAUACACAAGUAUCCGCAGCUGGCCGAUGAUCCUGGCAAUGUGGCCUUUCAGCGCGAUGCCAAACGCAAGCGUCGUAAGUCUGGCAACAGCCACCGAAUGAGCUCGAAUCGCCGACAACAGCAGAAAUAUGGUGAAGUGAGUGCGUGAGUGGAGGAGCAAGACCUGGAGCUGGAGCUAGAAAGUGAAGCAGCUGGUGAAGAGUAUGAAUACGGGCCGGAUGGUGAGGUGGAGCAGGAACAGGACUUGGACUACUUGAUAGCCGUGGAAAAGAUUGCCGCCAAUCAGCAGAGGAAGAGCAGCGAGGCAACUGAGGAGCAGUUUUUGUAAUUAUCUAGGUGAAAUACAACAGCACAAUACACACAAGACACAAGUACACUACAAAAUACACUUCAUCUUAAAUAAUUAAUAUAAACUUUAAUAGCAUUUAAAGUUUAGUAUUAGUCAGCAGCCACAGCAGCAGCAAAAGAAAACCCUCGGCAAAAACUGCAUAAAUUUCUAUAUAAAUGGAUGUAAACGAUAAAAAAAAACAAACAAAAACAAAAAAAAUGAUAUGUAUGUUGAUGUUGAGUUUAGGCUAAACAAUAGGCAUAUGAUUAGUCCAGAUGUAAACAAUUAAUGUAAUUUUUUAAAAUUUCAAAAGCUUCAAGGCUUCCUCCCCACACAAUACAUAUAGUAAAUGUACGACGAGGACGAGAAGCAGAUGAACAGAAUGAAUGAAGACAGCGCCUUUGUGUUUUUAGUCUACUAAAGUCUAAUUAGCCAGUUGCAUUCAAUGUCAAACAAGUAUUACACAACAACAACAAAAACAUACAUAAAUAAAAAACGAAAUAUUGACAACAUAUAAGUAAAUACUACAUACUCAACUAAGUAAUCUAUUAAAUAUAUAAAUCAUAAAUUAAUGUAAAAAGUUGAAAGAGUCCCCCUAAGCCCCAGCCUAGCCCAUAUUCCUACUCCAAACGAAAAGAAAACGAAAAAAAAAGCGAAAGAAAAGCGACAAGCUUCAUUUUCAUAAAUGCUUUGUAUAUACAUACAUACUCGCACUCACACUCACACACACAUACAAGCUUAUUAUCAAUUACUUAAUCAUGCUUUAAACACACUUAACAAAGCGCGCGUUAAACAUAUAUUUAAUUGUUUAAAACCCAUUUUGUUUUAGACUCACAAAAUGCUCGAAUUUAUUCUAAACGCGUAUACUUAAUUUCGACAGCCAAAAAUCAAAAGCCCUAAAUUGACGAACUCUGUCUACCAAAACCCUGCUACUACUAUUUCUUAAUCAUUUUUUAUUCCGAAGGCAAAAUGCAUUAAUACUUUUUACAAAUUGUGAUAUAUUUCUAACAUUUCAUUUGACCUGACGACCUGAAAUGUUGCAAAAAUAAAAAAAGAAUAAGAAACGAAAUGCAAACUCAAAUCGCAACCGAAAUCGAAAUGGAAAUCGAACGUUGACAAAACAGCAAAGUACUUUACUCAUAACGCUUUCUGUUGUAAUUAGUCUAUUAAGAUUUUAGUUUUUUAAAAUGCAAUAUUUAGUUUAACAUAUUUGCCAUGUUAAUUUGUAAAAGCAAUGCAGUUUUUAAUGCCUUCAAUCUGAAUGCUAGAGAUUAAGGUUUUUCCGAAUUUUAUUUAAAACUUUUAAUUAUUUUUUUUUUAAAUCACUUUCAAUACACAAACUUUAACUUUUGCUAAAGUGUUUUAUUUGUUUAUAAUUAUAUACAUAUUAUUAAACUAUUUAUAACUGAAACUAAACUAUUGACUAUUGAGAUAUAAAUAAACUAGCAUUUAAACUAAGUACGCAUACUCGUAUUUAAGUCUUGAACAUAAAAAUAAAUACAAAUAAUUCACCAAUCCCCCACAAUCCCCCAUAUGACAUACAUACAUAUAAACUAAAUACACCUUGUAAUAUAGACACACUCAAACUACACAUCGUCACUAAGGAUUAGGCAUAGGUUAAUGAAAAAAAAAAGAAAAGAAACUCGUAAAAACGAAACAAAUAACAACAAAAACGUAGCACUUAAAUAAUGUGAAAGUGAGCAAAGUGAGCAAGGAGUUAAGAAUAAAACGUAGAAGUUAGCUAAAGUGUUAGUAAUUUUAUUAAAUAAAAUUAUAAAUAUAAAAAAAGAAAAGAACCGAAAGAAAAACAGAAGCAUAUAUAUAUAGAAAUAUAUAUAAUAAUAUACAUUAAAGGCUAAGCAAAAGUAUAAUUCGAAUAUAUGUAUAUGCAUCGAUAGAGACAUGCGAAAUGUUGUGUAUAGAAAAAGCAUCAAGAAAACCAAAUUUCACGUUUUCCAAAAUGAUAUAAAAUACUAUUUUACACAAAAAGAAAAACAAAACAAAAAAUGAAAGAAAAGAAAAACGAAUUGUAUAAAUGCAGCAAACGUAUAUAAAUGUAUAUGUAGUAAAAUUAAGCAGCAUUAUAUUAACCAAAAACCUAAAAUGAAAUUAUUGAAAUCAGCUAAAAACAAAAUUGUGACUGAAAUAUGUAUCUACGUCUACUCAAUUGUGCUUAAAUUUACUCAGUAUGUAUAUUUUGUUCUUCAGGAUCGAGGUGUAAAUUUUUCAAUUUUUCCAGAGGCAACAAUAUUGUACACACACUUUCAAUUCGUUAAAACUCAUGUUUGUAUUAUGAUCUGAUAUUGACACUGAUUGAGCAGAUUGAUAAAAACAAAAAAGAAACACUUUGAAAUUAACACUUGAAAUAAAUUAUGAUCAAUAUUUGUAUUAAAUGUACGAAAUCGUCUCCACAAAGCAAUGCAUAAGCUUCAGGCUAUGCAGAAUGAAGCUAAGUCUAAAAAACAAAAAUAAUAAGAAAAAUUGAACAACAAAAGUUAAUCGUACACAAAGCAGAAGAGAACAAAACAAACACAUAAUACACACGUUUAUGGCAAGCCGAUAUAUAUGAUAAAACCAUAUAUAAUAUCUAAUAAUAUAACGAAUAAAAGCGAUUUCAAUAAAAAUAAAAAAUUACAAAAAAAUAUAUUUGUGCGUUUACUUUUUAUAAUCAUUUUGGAUGAACCAAUUUCAGCACUCAUACAAGAAAUAAUUUAACGAUAAAAUACAUUUUCUUAUUAUUUGAAACUUUUUUAAAAAGUUUAGUUUUUAUUUCGUAUUUCAGUUUACAAUGUAAAUAAAUACUAAGCAACCUGUCAUUCCAUAGAGUUUUCGGAUCUACAGACUGUGACCCUUGGGGUUCUCAGUAAAAACUGUGCUUCCAGAUUGAUUGACGAACUUUGAAUAGGGAGCUGCAUCAACCACAUAGUCCGUUGAUUUGCGUAGAGCUUCCGGAUUGCGCGUAAGUACAAGCAGCUUUCCACUAAGGCUUUUAUCGAUAGUCUUCAGUUCCGUAACCUUUUUCUGCUGAUCAACCACAUACAGUUCAUAGUUGAUGCCAUAAAGACCAAAAAGAACCUCAACUUCAGUGCGCAGCGUUUCCAAUGUGAUGUAUUCCUUGUUGACAUUAUGCUGCAGCAAUAUUGAAGCCUUAUUGCUGUUGACGAAUCGCGGUUGCAGCUCACCAGCUAGCGUAACAUUUAGCCACGCUAGUGUCGGCAGUUGCAGUUCCUCCGUGGAACAAAUGGUGAGGGUUAGAUCGACACCCUUGAGAUCAACCAGCUCCGUGAUGAUAGGACGUUUCGUGGCAGCCUCUUUCGCAUUAAAUGGUAUGAACUCCGAUUUGACAGCACCCUUGAUCAUAGCCGCAUAGUUGACUAGCACCUUUUCCAAUUGAGCUUGUGUUUCCAGGACUUCCUUUUUGGCAUUCUUGCUGGCACUUAGGGCAUAAUAGAUGAUAACAGGAUCAGUGGGUAUCAGUUGUGCUUUCUUCUUGAGCUUCUGCACGCGAUUGAUGAUUUCACGAGCCAAACCCUCCUCAAGCAGCUCCUCGUUGGGCGUCAUGUCCAAAAGGACAAGUACUUCGUUGUCGCUGUGCGCUUCAAAGUUUCCUCCAACCUUAUCGGACGUGCAAUAGAUAACACGCACUUCGUCCAGCUCAAUGCGCUGAUCCAAAAUGUUAAAGUAGCCCUGGGCAACCUGCUUUUGAAUCUCUUCAUCCUUCAGCGCCUUGAUAGCUGCCAUAACAGCCUUAAAGUUGCCCUUCAGGCGUUGACCAAGCGUCUGUAAUUAAUGAAAAUUUAAAUUAGCAUUUUAAACUCUUACAAAAUAGCUUUAAUAGCUCACCUUGUGGUCUGGUUCAGCACGCAAUGUUACUCCAUACUUUUCCUUCUCAGAGCUGAGCGUCAGCUUGCGCACAUUGAGUUCGCUGAGGAUAAAGUCUUGCAAGCUCUUGAUCUCCUCCAGCGUCUGCUGAUCCUUGUGGAUCACAAUGAUCUCCGAAACGGGAUACUUUACAGGCAGAGUGCGACGAUCGCGCAUCACUCGUCCCAACUCAACCACAGACUGCAUCAGUGCAACAGAUCGUUCGAUAUCGCUGCGAAUAAACUUGCGUUGACUCGCAGGCAUCAUUUGGUAGUGCACGGAGUCAGUGUGCUCCAAGGUUCCUUUAGGCUGGAACAGCACGAGUCGUUGGAAGAUGUAUUCGGUCAAGAAAGGUGUAAAAGGUGCCAUCAUCUUAACCAUUGUGUACAGCACAUCGUAGAGCGUAUCCAAUGAUUGAAUGCACUGUUCAGUGCCCAUUUCACCCUUGAUGCGACGACGGUUUAAGCGCACAUACCUUAGAAGAAAAAUUUUAGUUAUCUGAAUUGCAAGGUAAUCAAGAGUCUGCUUACCAGUUGGUCAACUGGUCAAUGAACUUGGUGAGUCUGGGCACCACAGUGUAGAGACGGUACAUCUUCAUCUCAGUGGCAAAGAACUCCAACAGCGAUU